GCGGGGAGGAUGUGAGCGAGCAGUAGAUACUCCCACAUCCCUCUCUCUCUUCUCAGGAUCAAAACAAGCACACAAUUUCGUUGAUCAAUGAGGGGAGUUGUUGAUAAUGUUUUGCUGAAAUCAGCUUUAAUAUUCGCUCUACCGCAGCCAAAGUUGUAAUAUGAACACAUGGAAGGUUUUACAACGGAAAAUAUACGACGUUUUGUCUCACAAAUAUUUUCUUAUAGUGUUAUUUCCAUGUCUAAUAUUGACUCUUCUGCUUUUGUCUAUAAUUCAAGUUGGAGAGGUUUGGACCAUCUGGUUCGAGAGAGGCCAACAUGGAAAUUACGUGUCAAAUCCCGGGAGUCCAUGUUCCGCUGAUAUUGAAAUUGAUGCUGUCUAUACAUGGGUAAAUGGUUCUGAUCCUACUCUUUUAAAAGAUCUGAAGUAUCAUAGGGAGAAAAAUGAAAUAAUUGAUAGGUGGGCUGAAUGUCCUUACCCAGAUUGUGAACCCUCGCAUAUUGUUUUGUACAGAGGAUGUGGAAAAUUUUCUAAGCUACUAAGAGACCAGCUUCCACCUAUUGAAAGAUUAGAAGCUGGUCCCAAUUCAGUCACUAGUCUAGUCACCUCCUCAUAUUGUCAAAAUGAGACGUCGAGUCUGAUAUACUUCUCCAGCAUUGAUCAUGCUGCAAAAGCUAUUCUAACAAAAGUUAAUGGAUCCCUCUCACAAGGAUUUUGGACCACAGACCAUGGACUUCCUGAGAGUUAUCCAACACCUCAAUGGAUUCGACUCUCCGGUUUGGUGUCAAAAUUUUUUUCAAUUCCGGCUGAUUCUAUGAAGAAAAUGCUUUCCAAGCAAAUUCACUCUGAUAUUUUAGAAAUUUGGCCCAAUGCCGAGCAUAGCUUUGUAAUCUUGAAGCUAUUAACCCCACAGGCUGUUGAUCAAAUCUUUUUGAAAUCAAGAGUACUCAAUCUAGCUGGAGACUUAGUAGUUGUUACCAAAAUUGCUUUAGUUUUUAAUUACCCUGUAAGAAACCGCUUUGAUCACUUCGCACCAUCAAGAUUUGAGGAUAAAGAGGAACUUCGAUAUUCCUUACGGUCACUUGAAAAGCAUGCACCAUGGAUCCGUCGUGUCUAUCUUGUGACUAAUGGACAAAUUCCCCACUGGCUUGAUUUAGAUAACCAACGUAUCACAUUGGUCACUCACAAAGAUAUAUUUCCAAAUCAGAGUCACUUACCAACAUUUAGCAGUCCUGCUAUUGAAUCCCAUCUGCAUAAGAUAAAAGGACUUUCUAAUAAAUUUUUAUACCUGAAUGAUGAUAUCAUGUUUACUCAAAAUGUAUGGCCUGAGGAUUUCUUUACAAAUUCAAAAGGAUUUAAGAUCUACCUCUCCUGGCCUGUUCCGGAUUGCAGUCCCACAUGUCUAUGGUCAUGGGUUGCAGAUGGCUCAUGUGAUUCUGAAUGUAAUGUAGUUGAGUGUGGAUUUGAUGGAGGUGAUUGUAAUGGAACAGACAGCUUCCCAAAUUCAUUGAAGAUUCGCCUGCCAAGGGAAGAAUUUUCUGUCUAUGAUGAAUUUUACGAUCUAGCCCUGGAGAAAGCCGACAACUUUAUGAAGAAUGCACCUGAUAUCAAUUUCAAUUACUUGCAAGCACCAGCUGCAGGUCUUGCUGAAAACAAUCUCCACAGUCGAAUUAAAAAAGUAGCUCUAAUUCCUGGGGAAGAAGAUGAUGACCUUAUAAGACUUCAAGAACCAAACAGAGACUAUGGAGGAAGAGACAGUACAAAGCGGCACAAACGAGCUGCUGUGAAGAAGAACUUGGCUAGCAAGAGCUACUUUGAAAGUAGCAUGGUAGCAGGCCAGUCUGCUGAUUUCCCUGGAAGUGUAACAAAUUCAGACAGUGGUAUAAGACGGGCUCUACUUGCUGCAGAUCAACUCAAAGGGGCUGAACGACCAAGGCAUAGAUCACCGUUCCCACAAACAGAUGUGAAUAAUACAUCUGUUGAAAUGAAUAGCAAAAGGAUUGUAAGAACUGGUGGAACAUCAAAAUUAAAUGGUUCCCUUUAUGGUUCAAUUAAUGAUAGACAGCAGAAUCAUGGCCAGUUUCCUCAACAUGCAAACUCACAUCCAAAUCAAAGCAUUACAUUAAGUGUCAACAAUACAACAAAUAAUUUACGAAGCAUUACCAUGAUCAACAACAGUUUGAGAAGCACUCAUGUACUGACAUCUGUGAGAAAUAGAAAUGUAAAGAAUUUCUUGAGAUUAUUAAAUUCUACCAAAGAAAAACGUCUACAUAAUCUUAUGGAAAAUGAGCUAAAUGAGUCAAUUGAUCAGACGUUGAUGGAGAAAGAAAAUCAUAGGCAAAUAUGGUACGGAAAGUCAAAACAUAGAAUAUUGGACUCCUUCGCAGAAAGUCUAUUGCAUGUCAACAUGUUAUAUAACCGUGUUUAUGGAUUUGAGACUAGACGUGUCCCUGCUCAUGCUCCCCAUCUGAUUGAGAAACAUAUAAUGGGUGAACUACAAGAAAAGUUUCCAAAAGAGUGGGAGGAGACAUCAUCUCAUAAGCUGAGAAGUCCUAAAGACAUGCAGUUUGCUUUCUCUUAUUUUUAUUUUUUGAUGAGUGAGGAAAAAGAUAUGAGUGUUGAAGAACUCUUUAAUUUAUAUGAUACUGAUCAUUCCAGAACUUGGUCUGAUAGGGAGAUUCGCACAUUGAUGACAAGGUUGUACCCAGCUCCAUUGAAUCCACAUCACCUGCUUCAAUUCGAAGAGUUUGUUUUAACUUGUGCGAAAAACGCUCCUUCAUCAGAGGCUCCAGCAAUACAAAUGUCCACACCUAUGUAUGAAAGAUAUCAGGAUUCCCCAUUGCCUACUGUCACCUGGAAUUUAGUAAAUAAUUGCCCAGCAUUAAAAAAAUUAAUGUUAACCAAUCUGGGCAAGGAAAAAAAAUACCCGUAUGAAAUUGUGAAGGAGUGGAGCAAAGAUGUUAUAUUCAAAAUGCUUCACUCAAAUGUUUCACAUCUUGUUGGGCACUUAGAUGACAUCCGUCGGAAUCCCAAGAAGUUUGUGUGUCUAAAUGAUAACUUGGACCCAAAGCAAGAGACUGAAAAUGCUAUGGUUCGAGCUGUUUUGAGGGACUUUUAUCAUUCUUUUUUCCCUCUCCCCUCAAAAUUUGAGCUACCCCUUGAUAUGCGCAAUAGAUUUCUUCAUGUAACUGAGCUAGAGGACUGGAAAAAAAGUAGAGCUCAGCUACGUAUUGCAGCCAUUCUUGCUGUUAUUACUUUGUGUCUUCUAACUUUUGCUGUUGUAUGUCCAGAGGAGGUUCGUCAUUACGGACGCAGAAUUUUUGAGCUGGCAUUUUGUUAUCAACGGCGAAGACCGAGUAGAAUAAGAGGCAAAAGCCGCAGCCCAGUACGUGGCUCAAGUAGCACUCGCUCAGUAUGACAUCAAAUAUUGUGUUAUCAUUGUGAUCAUUCCCUUUUGUGAAGUCUUAUUUUCUGCUGUGACACUGAACCCUUUGUAUAAGCCAAAAAAGAUGAAUUUUGCUGAAUAGGUGUAUAAAAUUUCCAAAAUUUAUUUUGUGUUGGCUGACUUUUACAUAUGUAUUUGUUGAAACAUUGUGAUAAUGUAUUUCUUAAGUAAUGGUUUCACUUCACACCAGAUCUUUCUUGAAUACUAGUACUAGUACGAAUGAAUUAGCCAGAUAAGUUUUUCUAUAUUGUGUUUUGUACUACUGUACCUAGAAGUGUCAUACCUUUGAGUUGUUGUGCCAUCCUUACAGUGAUUAUUGUAUUUUUUUGUCGUUGAUUGUUAUAGAAACUUUAUUGAUUAUAUCAAAAAAGGGGAGCAGUAAAACUAUCAGGUGCAUUUAAUACAUAAUUCAAAUCUUAAAGAUUUAGUUUAGUUUUAUUUUUGUAAUCUAAGUAGUUGCCAUAAUUACUGUGACAUGCAAAGUUAUGUUCUUUCAUGUAUUUUUGCUCAUACUCCUGUCUGGCAAACAAAGCUCAUUAUUGUUCUAAUAAGCUUUGUAUGGGUAGCAUUUUUAUUGUAAUGAUGUCCUACCACUCCUACUCAUUAGAUUGUACCCCACCACAGUGACCACUAGGUCUCUAGUGAAUAUAUCCUGUUAUUAGCUUUUAUCUUUAGAGUGGGCCAUUGAUUUAAAAUGGAAACAAAAUGUCUAUGAGUUUUAAAGUUGUUUUUUUAGACAUUGAUUGAUCCUGUAUGCUUUACAUUAAUUUUUCAGAUCGAAGUUGGUAUUUUAUGUGUAGUUGUAAUUGCUAGUUCCUGCUUUAUUUUAUUUUGCUGAGGCACUGCUUGCGCAAUGUUAAAUGUGAUAAUUAUUACCACUUCUAAGUUUUGUUCUGACUGGUACUGUUAACUGAUUUUUAUUUUAUCUCCCUUUUUCUGUCUUUGAAGGCUUCAAAUUGACAAGUAGAAGUACUCACUUAUAAUCAGUCACAUUCUUUUUAAACUUAUUUGAAGUAUACUAUUACCUUUGUUUCUCCAUCUGGUGCCUUAAACAAUAAGUGUUUAAUGAAUCUGCCAAGCUAUUUAUCUGGUCAUAUCUAUUUUUAAAACCUAGUUAUUUAAUUUUGAUAAGACAAACUUGCUACCUAUCGUGAUUUUCAAUUUCCUACUGUGAGAAGCGUUUUGUAUUCCAAGGCAUUUAUUUGAGGGAUUUUUAUGUAUGUCUUAUUUCCAUGAAAAUGAAACCAAGUUGACGCUAUUUUUCAAAAAGAUGUAGUUACAAAGGUCUACAACAAAAAAGCAAAAGGAAAUGAGCUUUUUAAGGACCUUGUUGGUCAGUUUACUAAAAUAUGAGACCAAAGUAUCACAUGCCAUCAAGACUGAGCCAACAUGCAAAGAACAGUCCUAUUACACUCUAGAUUUAGGGAAAAUGAUCAAUCUGCAGAAUCAAGUUCCUAAAUUAUUUUUAUUAUUAUUAUUGUCUGUGAUUUGUCCUAAAUGAGAUAAAAUCUCAUACCAAUGAUAAGGUACACUCAGCUUUAUUAGUCUCUUUCUGUAGCAGUUUUUGUUAUAUCAUUUUUGUAACAGCUUCAAUAAAGUGAUGAACUGUAA
This is a messenger RNA of Frankliniella occidentalis (western flower thrips), 5056 nucleotides long. RefSeq names its product N-acetylglucosamine-1-phosphotransferase subunits alpha/beta (gene Gnptab). Gene Ontology annotation, cellular component: Golgi apparatus. Bases 161 to 3418 code for a protein of 1085 amino acids. Gene Ontology annotation, biological process: N-glycan processing to lysosome; carbohydrate phosphorylation. The record is from RefSeq and is a predicted model, not a curated record. The transcript has 16 exons. NCBI's taxonomy places the organism in Eukaryota, Metazoa, Arthropoda, Insecta, Thysanoptera, Thripidae. Gene Ontology annotation, molecular function: UDP-N-acetylglucosamine-lysosomal-enzyme N-acetylglucosaminephosphotransferase activity.